Messenger RNA from Sphaerulina musiva SO2202, 763 nucleotides. RefSeq lists its product as uncharacterized. The record is from RefSeq and is a predicted model, not a curated record. Lineage: Eukaryota; Fungi; Ascomycota; Dothideomycetes; Mycosphaerellales; Mycosphaerellaceae. The coding region runs from base 266 to 559 and encodes 97 amino acids. The transcript has a single exon.
GUCCAAAUGAGCUAGAUACAAGGGCUGGGCGUUGUAAGAAGAAGAGCAUGGUGUCUUGAGCUUGGGGCAGGUUUGCUUGCACCAGGGGACGACGGUUGUCAAGUCUCUACGAUUCUUUGCCAUAGACGCCACCUCUGCAUUACCAGAUAUACUGCAGUCGGAAUUCGAAUUGGCAAGGAGCAGGACCCGAGCUCGAUAUUUGAUCCAUCUGGUGGAUCACCCGUCUAGCGUACGCUAUGCUACGAUAGGACGUCAAGAGAUCGGGAUGGGCAGGAUUGAUCCGUAUGCUCGAAGCUCGUGCGCAGCCAGAUUUCAGUGGAAGAGCCCCGCAACAGCAAAAGUGUCGGUGACCCACUUGCAGACCUAUGAACACGAGCUAUUCGGAGUUCGAAAGGCAGACUCCGUAUACAAGCUGGAUCAUGUCAACUUGCUGUGUAAGCAAUACGAGCGUGGCUUGGAUAGAAGACCGAUCCGGGCAAUGUGUCAACUCUCGCAAUAUAGUGGUCACCCGUCCCACCUCCGACUCUCAAGUGCGAGUGGUAUGCAGUCUACUGAUUGACUUGAAACAGAGCAUGUGGUCCGCGCGAGAUUACUAGAUACGCUGUAGCAAGCCCGCAGCCCUGUCUAGGAGGUCCUCAUCGUCCUUCAAUGUCAGAUUUUGGCUCGCGGCAAAUGGUGAUUCAAGACCAGCCUCCGAAGGUCGCGGCGGAAAUGGCGGCCUGACAUGAAGACAGCAAACUCCCCGAAAGAAGACGGACUUUCU